AUGGCCUGCCAAAGCUGCCGCUACCAGGCAAGACUCCUGGCCCGGAGCCUGCGUGCCACCGCCGACCUCGCGUCCGCAUCGUCCCAGCCCAUCUCCAUCGCCGCGACGACGCGCCGGGCGGCGGCAGCGGCGUCGACAUCCAAGACAGGCUCCUCGACGACGGCGACUACCGUGGGGAGGAGGUACUUUAGCCAGACGGCAACACGACGGGACGCGGCGCCGUCCUCUGGCGGGCUCAAGCAGGCCAUUGCGUCGGGCAUGAUGGCCGCCGCGCCAAAGACCAUGGCCGCGACCUUGACCACCUCCCGCCUCGAGGCGCUGUACAAGAUCUGCUCGUCGCCGGCGCUGUACAAGAUCUCGGAGCAGGAGCGCGCCAAGGACAUGGUGCGCAUGACGGCAGAGGGCGAGGAGGUUGGAGACCCGAUCGGGCCGUGGUUGCAAUUCCUGGACCUCCAACCCGGCUUCAGCUCCUGGUCCCAGGCUACGAUGCUACACAUGUACCUCGUUCUCGCGCGCUUCCGCUGCCUCGACCGUGACAGCUCCCGCAACCUCCAGCACCAGUUCAUCGACCAGUUCUUCUUUGACUGCGAGCGCAUGAUGCACCUUAAUCACGGCAUGACCUCGUCCGCCCUCCGCCAGCGCUACCUGAAAGAAAUCUUUGUUCAGUGGCGCGGCCUCAUCGCUGCUUACGAUGAGGGCAUCGUCAAGGACGAUAAAGUCCUCGGCGCGGCGGUGUGGCGGAACCUGUUCAAGAGCCGCGAGGACGCCGACGUGAGGCAGGUCGCGGCCGUGGUGGGCUGGAUGCGCGCCACGCUGCAGGACCUCGAGGCCGCGCCCGUUGAAGAUAUCCUUGUCUCGCCGGCCAAGGUUUUCAAGAGGGAUGUGAGGGAGAUGUUUGCCCUUGUUGAUGCCGUGGGCCCGCAGGUCAAGGGCGACGUGGCUAAGCUUGACGAUGGUCGGGAGGAGACGGCGGCGAAGGCAUAA
Colletotrichum orchidophilum is the source of this 984-nucleotide messenger RNA. Its product is annotated as ubiquinol-cytochrome C chaperone. Bases 1 to 984 code for a protein of 327 amino acids. Lineage: Eukaryota; Fungi; Ascomycota; Sordariomycetes; Glomerellales; Glomerellaceae. The transcript is spliced from 2 exons. Gene Ontology annotation, cellular component: mitochondrion. Gene Ontology annotation, biological process: mitochondrial respiratory chain complex III assembly. The record is from RefSeq and is a predicted model, not a curated record.